AUUUCUCACAUAAAUGCCAAAAUAACCAAUAUCGACAUUUUAAAUUCCUCUUCUCCACGUUGGGUUUGUUUUGGUACCGGGAUCCGGGCGGCCGACCCUCAUUUAAAGUGAUCAAGAAUGCCACCCAAGAAGGAAGCAGCCCCCGCACCCCCGCCCUUGAUUGGCCGUGUGGGCACCAACUUGAAGGUGGGCAUAGUGGGCCUGCCCAAUGUUGGCAAGUCCACCUUCUUCAACGUCCUCACCAAAUCCUCAGCCAACGCAGAAAACUUUCCAUUCUGCACCAUCGACCCCAAUGAAAGUAGGGUUCCGGUACCAGACGCAAGGUACGACUACCUGUGCGAAUUCCACAAACCCGCCAGCAAAGUGCCGGCCUUCCUGAACGUGACCGACAUCGCCGGGCUCGUGAAGGGCGCCGCCGAGGGCCAGGGCCUCGGCAACGCCUUCCUCUCGCACAUCAAGGCCUGCGACGCGCUCUUCCAUCUCACCCGUGAGGCGUUGUUCCAGGUGCUGUUUGACGACGACGACGUGACGCACGUGGAGGGCGACGUCAACCCCGUCAGGGACUUGGAGAUUAUCCUGGACGAGCUCCGGCUCAAGGACAUCGAGUACGUCGAAGGCGCCUACGACAAGCUGGAGAAGCUGGCGGUGCGCGGCGGCGACAAGAAGCUCAAGCCCGAGUACGACACCAUCUGCAAGGUCAAGAAGCUGCUCGAGGAGGACAAGAAGCACGUGCGCUUCUGUGAGUGGGACGCCAAGGAGAUCGAGGUGUUGAACAAGCACCUGCUCAUCGUUGGUGAAGAUCAAGGAGUGGAUAGAUGCCAACGACCCGGGCGCCGUCUGCAUCCCCUUCUCGGGCGUCUUCGAGCUCAAGCUGGCCGAAAUGGAACCUGAGGCGCGGGCCGACUACCUGAAGGAGAGCAACCUCGCCAGUGCCCUGGACAAAAUCAUCUUGCAAGGUUACAAGGCCCUCCAGCUGCAGUAUUUCUUCACAGCUGGUCCUGAUGAGGUGAAAGCAUGGACUAUCCAGAAAGGAACCAAGGCUCCCCAAGCUGCUGGCAAAAUCCACACUGACUUCGAGCGAGGCUUUGUCAUGGCUGAAGUGAUGAAGUUUGAAGAUUUCAAGGAAGAAGGUUCUGAGGCAGGAGCUAAGGCUGCUGGCAAGUACCACCAAAGAGGACGCACCUAUGUAGUCGAGGACGGUGACAUCAUAUUCUUCAAGUUUAACACUGGUGGGCUCAAGAAGAAGUGAGAAUGGUUGAUGCUAGUGAUUCUGGUGUUCUUUUAUGUCCACAUUACCACAGUGUUUAUAUGCACUCAUCUGUGAUGUCCCAAGUGAACCAGUAAAGUCCCCUGCCCCCUUUAUCUGGAUGGAAA
Molecule: messenger RNA, 1374 nt
Organism: Penaeus monodon (black tiger shrimp)
Lineage: Eukaryota; Metazoa; Arthropoda; Malacostraca; Decapoda; Penaeidae
Product: obg-like ATPase 1
Cellular component (GO): cytoplasm
Molecular function (GO): ATP binding; GTP binding; ATP hydrolysis activity
Source: RefSeq, a predicted model, not a curated record